Molecule: messenger RNA, 3327 nt
Organism: Seriola dumerili (greater amberjack)
Lineage: Eukaryota; Metazoa; Chordata; Actinopteri; Carangiformes; Carangidae
Gene: ctps1b
Product: CTP synthase 1-like
Exons: 18
Coding region: 181-1947 (588 amino acids)
Biological process (GO): CTP biosynthetic process; pyrimidine nucleobase biosynthetic process
Cellular component (GO): cytoophidium; cytoplasm
Molecular function (GO): CTP synthase activity; identical protein binding
Source: RefSeq, a predicted model, not a curated record
AACUGUACCAAGGCGGAACUGUGAGCCUCAGUCAACCUCUCCUACACGUGCUUCUUCUGCAGCAGAAACGUGGAGUUUGAUGCUUCGUAAUAGAAGAAAUUUCAUACAGCGAUAAACGUCACCUGUCAACACACCUUUGGACGCCAGUUUCUCUGUAGCCGUUAAUCUUCACAUGCCACUAUGAAGUACAUCCUUGUUACCGGCGGUGUCAUAUCUGGCAUUGGCAAGGGAAUCAUUGCCAGCAGCGUGGGAACAAUCCUCAAGUCCUGCGGCCUUCACGUCACAGCCAUCAAAAUCGACCCCUAUAUCAAUAUUGAUGCUGGCACCUUUUCACCGUAUGAACAUGGGGAAGUAUUUGUUCUUGAUGAUGGCGGGGAGGUGGAUCUUGACUUGGGGAACUAUGAGCGUUUCCUGGAUAUCCGUCUUACUAAAGACAACAACCUCACCACUGGAAAGAUCUACCAGUCUGUAAUCAACAAGGAGAGAAGGGGAGACUACCUUGGCAAGACUGUACAAGUGGUGCCCCACAUCACAGAUGCUAUCCAAGAGUGGGUAAUGAAGCAAGCCAGGAUUUCAGUGGAUGACGAUGGUGUGGAGCCUCAAGUUUGUGUAAUUGAGCUGGGAGGCACAGUGGGGGACAUCGAGAGCAUGCCCUUCAUCGAGGCCUUCAGACAGUUCCAGUUCAAGGUGAAAAGGGAAAACUUCUGCAACAUCCAUGUCAGCUUGAUACCACAGCCAAAUACUACAGGAGAGCAAAAAACCAAACCAACUCAAAACAGUGUCCGAGAGCUCAGAGGACUGGGCUUGUCUCCAGAUUUGAUUAUGUGCCGCUGUACAACGCCCCUAGAAACGGCUGUCAAGGAGAAGAUCUCCAUGUUUUGUCACGUGGAGCCCACACAGGUGAUCUGUGUCCACGAUGUCGCCUCAAUCUACAGAGUGCCUCUGUUGCUGGAGGAGCAGGGUGUCGUGAGCUACUUCUGUCAGCGGCUGAACCUGCAUGUCGAAACUAGGCCCAGAAAGAUGCUCACAAAGUGGAAAGAGAUGGCUGAUAGAUCUGACCGUCUCCUGGAACACGUUUCCAUAGCCCUGGUGGGGAAGUACACCAAGCUAUCCGACUCCUACACCUCAGUCAUUAAGGCCCUCGAGCACUCAGCCCUCGCCAUUAAUCACAAACUAGAGGUCAAGUACAUCGACUCUGCAGACCUGGAGAGUACCACUCUGCAAGAUGAGCCAGUGAAAUAUCACGAGGCCUGGCAAAAACUCUGCAGCUCUGAUGGCGUGUUGGUACCAGGAGGAUUUGGUGUGAGAGGGACAGAAGGAAAGAUGCUGGCUAUUAACUGGGCGAGGAAGCAGAAUAAGCCGUUCCUGGGGGUCUGUUUGGGCAUGCAGCUGGCAGUGUGCGAGUUUGCCCGCAAUGUUCUUGGAUGGCAAGAUGCAAACUCAACAGAAUUUAAUCCCGAAUCCAAACACCCGGUGGUGAUUGACAUGCCAGAGCACAACCCAGGGCAGAUGGGCGGCACUAUGAGGUUGGGGAAGAGGCGGACGAUUUUCAAAUCCAACAACAGUGUAAUGAGAAGACUGUACGGAGGCUUGGAGUAUGUUGAGGAGAGGCACAGACACAGAUUUGAGGUGAAUCCUGAGCUGAAGCACCACUUUGAAACAAAGGGUCUUCAGUUUGUUGGUCAGGAUGAGGAAGGAGAGAGAAUGGAGAUCAUUGAAUUGGAGGGCCACAAUUACUUUGUUGGAGUGCAGUACCAUCCAGAGUUCACCUCAAGGCCCAUCAAACCUUCUCCUCCAUAUUUUGGUCUCCUGCUGGCUGCUGUAGGAAAACUCCAGAGCUAUCUGGCCAAGGGCUGUCGCCUUUCUCCACGGGACACUUACAGCGACCGCAGCGGCGGCAGCUCUCCUGAAGCUGAUAUCUCGGAGCUGAGGUUCCCCUCUUUGUAGUUGUACAGAUGUGUUCGUGUCACUUGUGCAGUUAAAUGCAAAGCCCAGAAAAAAACAACCCUGUCUGCCCUUAAUUGACGGUGCAAGACCGAAAUUCAUGUUAAACUGUUUUUACACUCUGAUUGGUACAUGUUAUUACUCAUUUUUACUCUAAAUACAUAAUGCCUUCAGCAAGACUGUCUUGCUGCUGUCUGUUCAUGCUUUAGAGUUGCUGCAAUAAGCAAAAACCAGAAUAAAAUGUUUACGGGGGACUUGUAAGAAAGGAUGUGGACAUUGUGGAAAACCUGUAGAGAAUAUGGGCAGUAGUGGGGGGUGUAUUUGAGAAAUCAAUGGGAAAACUUCACCCUCAUCAGUACGUUUGGGUGUGAAUAUUAAGAAUUGGACAAUGUAUUUUCCAAUUGGAUAUAGAAAGCGUAGUGACAAAGGGCUAAGAUGGGAGUCGGGAACUGUGCAAUUAGGUUUUUGUUGGAGCAGCCAUCUUGCAUAUCAAUCCACUUCAAUAUAUGAAAAUACUGAUAAGAAACAAUCGUGUUUGACUUUUACUUUACCUGUGUUGUGACAAGUGACAUAUGAUUGAUACGGUUGCCAAUUAGAAAUGUUUGUUACUGUCUGUCUUACCAUCUUAUUUCAUGUAUUAAUGUAUUUUUACUUUCCAACUGAGAGAUCAUAGCACUCACUCAGGGUAACUACACAAAAAUGUGUAAACUACACAUCUGGUUUCUAAGAAUUCACAAAGUUGGGCUUUUUUUUUUUUUGGCUGUGGGAUAUAUGGGAAUUUUCCUGUUGUAAUGAGGUGAAUUGUUUUAAGUGUUAUUUAAUAUCACAAGGACACUGGGUUUUAACUUCUGCAUGUAACACAAAAGUUUGUCUUAAGUUUUUAAUCCUUAAACCUGAACUCACCGGCUCAGGUUGCAUGACUUUUUUUUGUUUGUGACCUUUUUAAAUGCUGACAUCAACACAAACGGUUUUGAACUCCAUUGCCUUUUACUAUCAUAUCUGAUCCGCAGCUUCUUAAAAUGAUGCAGUCAUCUGACAAUGCAGCCAACUUAGAGUGACCCUCGAGUCAACAGUAUUAAAUGGAAAAGCAAGCUUGGCAUUCAAAGCUCACAUCAUGAAACUGAUAACUAAGACCUAAGUUUGAUCUCAAAGCAUCAGUAGCAGCCAACUGUAGAUGGAAAGCAUCAAGCUACAUUACAGUUACAUUUUUGCAUGGAGCAUUGCAAAAUUGACCCGGAUAGUUAAAUUAUUCCUGCCAGUGCAUUUGUUGAUCUGUUACUGACCCAAAUGUAUGAAAAACAUAUUUUUAUAUUUAUGAAGUUCAGAUGCAUGUGAUUCAAUAUGUGCAUUUAUUCUGAAUAAAUAAAAUUUUAUUUCUCAUGA